GAAUCGACAUUCUUGGAAGUGCAAAGAUGAAGCUCUACAUUGUAAAGGUUUCCCCAGCUUGCCGUGCAGUGUGGCUUUACUGCCUUCGCAAUAAGCUUCAAGUUGAAAUAAUCGAAGUUGAUCUUUUUGCAGGUGAACACAAAACAGAUGAAUUUCUUCAACUAAACCCUCAUGGGGAAGUUCCUGUAUUAGUUGACGGUGAAACCUCUGUUUUUGAGGCUUGUGCAAUUUUGCGAUACUUGGCUUACAAAUAUACCAACCAUAAAGACUUUGGAAACUCAAUGCCCGAUAGAAUGAAGGCUUUGUCCUUCAUUACUUGGGCAUCAUCAGAAGUGCACAGAAUUGUAGGAUACAGAAUUGUUUACCCACAAUUCUUUGAAAAGUAUCAUCUUGCCAAUGAAGCUAAUGAUGCAUUAAUUGACAAAGGCACAGAAGAAUUAACAAAAAUUUUAGAGACAAUUGAAAACCAUGUUCUUCCAUCCAACUUUCUUGGUGGCAAUGAUAUCAACAUUGCAGAUCUAUAUGUUGGCACCAUUCUCACACAGCUUGAGUGGAUAGAAUUUGAUUUUGCCCUAUGGCCAAAUACAUCUUGUUGGCUAAGAAGUUUAAAGCAAAGUCCACAUUGGCAAAAAGUCCACGAAAAGCAUGAUGGGUUCCUAAGGGAGCUCAAGAAAUAAAACUUUGUAUUCCUUGUAGUUAAAAGUUAAUGAAGUUUAAAUUGUUGUAGUUUAAAUUUUAGCUAGAUAAUGAAGGAUGUUAUAAACUAUAUUAUUAAGUUGUUAUUAAGUGUGAGUAAAGUAAAGUGGUGUAGCGAUGAUCCUGGUGACACAAUUAAUUGAAAGGCUCA
This is a messenger RNA of Rhopilema esculentum, 847 nucleotides long. RefSeq lists its product as uncharacterized. Gene Ontology annotation, biological process: glutathione metabolic process. The record is from RefSeq and is a predicted model, not a curated record. Gene Ontology annotation, molecular function: glutathione transferase activity. Lineage: Eukaryota; Metazoa; Cnidaria; Scyphozoa; Rhizostomeae; Rhizostomatidae. Gene Ontology annotation, cellular component: cytoplasm.